AGUUGGUGAAGAUGAUUGGUAGUGAGAGAGCAAAUUUACAAGAGUUUGUAUCGACAAACUUGAGGAGAGGGAAUUGGGAUGGAGUGAUCAGAAAGUACGAGGAAGAGCCAGAAGCACACGGGCUUAAGCUGCCCCAAUCGGGAGACACAGCCCUGCACUUGGCUGCUUUUGACAAUCAACAACAAGUGGUGGCAAGGCUAGUGAGCCUCAUCAGUAGUUGUCGAAACCAGCACCAAGUUGGAGCUGUGAUUGGCAUUCAAAAUGAUAGAGGCAACACUCCUCUCCACAUCGCCGCCACCGUGGGAAGCGCCACGAUGUGCCACUGCAUCGCCUCCCUCGAUCCCUCGUUGGUGGACCAAAGAAACAACGUCGGGGAAACGCCUCUCUUCUUGGCCGCUCUCCACGGCAACAAGGAAGCCUUUUAUUGCCUUUACCAUUUUUGCGCCUCCGAUCGAAUCACCCCCAACUGCAGAAGGAACGAUGGAGACACUGUACUACAUUGUGCCCUCAGAAACGACCAGUUUGAUUUGGCGUUCCAUAUCAUUAGCGUCAACAAUGAUGCUGCUAACUGGGUGGAUAUGCAAGGCUUAACCCCUCUUCACGUUCUUGCAACUAAGCCAACUGCCUUCAGGAGUGGAACCAUCAUCAAGGGGUGGCGGAAUAUCGUCUACUCCUGUGACUCCUCGCUUCAACUACAUUAUCCAAUCUAGUUCAUUCAUAUUAAUUAUAUGCCUCUUCUAGUCAGAAAAUAUCUGACGACCAAAUCUUAUCUUCACGUAUUUGACAAGUUUUAAUUUUCAUAUUCUAUAACGGAUAAUAUUUGACUCCUAAAGAGUUGAGUAACUUCGUCCUCACGUUCAUUAAAUAUUUGACAAACUAAGAUUGAGAAAUGAGA
Momordica charantia (bitter melon) is the source of this 895-nucleotide messenger RNA. The record is from RefSeq and is a predicted model, not a curated record. Lineage: Eukaryota; Viridiplantae; Streptophyta; Magnoliopsida; Cucurbitales; Cucurbitaceae.